AGGGAAUGGGUGAUUUGCGUACUUAGUUUCCGUAUCUACCAAGUACCAAAUCUCAUCCAUACAUCGCACCUACUACUACUACUCUCUCUCCUCUUCUCCUUUCUCACAUAUUUAAUAUCUUUCAUUCCACACACUACACUCUGAAUCUCUUCCAAUGGCACAAUUCAGCAACCUCACUCCAGACCUAACCGAACUCAUCCUCUCCUACCUUCCAAUCCCAACUCUCCUCAGAGCUUCAACUGUCUGCAAACUCUGGUACCACAUCGUUUCAUCCCCAAAUUUCUCUUCUUCUACCAACCAAAUCCCAUGGUUCUUCCUUUACGGACUCCACAACACUUCUUCAAGGAACAACCAGUCCUUCGCUUUCGACCCAUUAUCUAAUCUCUGGUUCUGCCUCCCCACCGGAGCUUCUCCUGCACCUCACCUACCCAAUUCAUCUUGCUUCCUCGGACUCGAUAAAUUCGUUCUCACCACUGCUCCUAAUUUCACCUACUCCAGGAUUCUUAAACGGACUUGGCGAUCCACUUCUCCGCUUCGAUUCUCGCGGAUUAAUCCUCUUGUCGGUGUUUUUGAUCAUGAAUCUCGACGAGUUCCCAGAUUCGUUGUCGUUGGUGGUGUCAGAUUCAUUGGGAACUUAGUUGAUAUUGAGGAUCGAUUGGCGGUUGAGAUUUACGAUCCUGAUUCUGAUUCUUGGCAGAUUUGUCCACCUCUGCCGUCUGAUUUCAGAUCCGGUAAUUCGUCGCAAUCUCUCUCGUCGGCUUUGUUUAAGGGAAGGUUUUAUGUCUUUGGUAUAUACUCUUGUUUCGUUUCGUCUUUUGAUCUGAUCCAACAUCAGUGGAGCGAUGUUCUUAUCCUUAGGCCACCUGGUGUUGUUUUCUCGUUUUUGAUCGCGUGCCAGGACCGGCUAAUCUUGGCCGGAAUGUGUAACACGCCGGUUGGGUUGUCGUUUAAUUUGUGGAAAAUCGAUGAGAAGACUAUGGAGUUCAGCUCAAUUGGAGCUAUGCCUAGGGAUUUGCUGUACAGUUUGUUUGAUAGUGAUGAUGAUGAUAAAUUUGCGAGCUUGAAAUGUGUUGGACUUGGUAAUCUUAUCUAUGUUUUCAAUGAGGAUUACCAUAAGAAAUACCCUGCUUGUGUUUGUGAGAUUGUAGAUGAGUCUGGUGGUGAUGACAAGUGUGGCUGGAGAAGAGUCCCUCCAUUGCCUUCCCCUGUUAAUAAAUUUCACAAAGUCAUUAGCUUUUGUUCAACGAUUUCUGUACACAACAUUCUUAGAGGAGAAGAAGAUUUUGAUCAGAUUCAGAUGAGGGCAGAUUGAUAUUGUUUCUUCUCUACUUGUUUUGUACAGGUGCAUGAUAUGGAUUUGGGUUUGAACCAACAUUAGAAUAAAAAGCUCUUGUUGUCUUCAUGUGAAGUAAUCUCUAUACAAACUUAAUUCUUCAAAAUUUGUCCUGGUCAUCAAUCCCAUGAGACUAAGACUAGUACUUUGUGUUCUUGCUACUUGGUAUACUAUUUUCUGUUGUCAUUAGAUCUUUGUGCAUUAUUUCUCAACAGAUAUAGUCAAUUCUGUUUAAAAGUAUGCUCAGCUUGGUUGAAUAAUUCCAAUUGUCUCUAAAAGAUUGUUGA
Messenger RNA from Cannabis sativa, 1620 nucleotides. Its product is annotated as F-box/kelch-repeat protein At3g24760. The coding region runs from base 155 to 1312 and encodes 385 amino acids. The record is from RefSeq and is a predicted model, not a curated record. Lineage: Eukaryota; Viridiplantae; Streptophyta; Magnoliopsida; Rosales; Cannabaceae. The transcript has 2 exons. Gene Ontology annotation, molecular function: protein binding.